AUGAGCGCAGCAAUACUCGCCAAGAUCCCCAAGCACGCGCGCCUCGUGGUCCGGCGCGCAAACGAGGACGGGUCGCUGGACCGUGGGGAGCUGACCAUGUCGGCUGCGCGGCUGGCGGUGUGCAAGAGCCUGGGGCUGGCCCCUGGCGCUUUGGACGGUGCAGACGCCAAGAGUGCCGUCAAGAGCGCGAUCAGGGAAGCUAUCGAGAGUCUAGAGGACGGCAACGACGAUGAGGAAGAAGGUUCUGUGGCCGAGGGGUCCAAGUCGAGCGAGGAAGACGAGCCGCCUGCACGCAAACCGACCAAGGCUGCGACGACUAAGCCGCGAGCACCAAAAGGCCGCAAGAGCGCGGCUACUGUGUCUGAUAACGAGUCUGAAGAAGAAAAGCCUAAGGCUGCGAGCCGGAAGAAGAUAACGAGGCGCGAGGAGACUCCCGAGGUGGAGGUCAUCGAGGUCCCCGGAAGCCCUGCAUCUUCAGUCAUGUCGAGUGUGUACGAUGAGCCACAGAAGAAAGGCAAGGCCAAGACGAAACCGCGCUCCGCGUCCGUGUCGUCGGCCAUGUCCAGCGUGUACGACGAGCCGCAGACGAAGCGCAAGGCCAAGGAACCCAAGGCCACGGCCGGCAAGGCGAAGAAGGCGAAGAAGGAUCCCAAUGAGGGGCUGUCAGCGGACGAGGUGCGCGUGAACAACUUGAAACGGAUGGUGCUGGCGUGCGGAGUGCGGAAGAUGUGGACAAAAGAACUGGCAAAUUGCUCCUCCCCCCGCGAAGAGGCGAAGCACAUCGUCUCCCUGCUAGAGUCUCUAGGCAUGGAGGGCAAGCCGACGCUGGCCAAGGCCAAGGCUCUCAAGGAGCAGAGAGAGCUUGCGUCCGAACUGAACGACGUCAAGCAGUUUGAAGCGUCGCGUGGGCUGUCAGCACGGGGGAGUGGCGGACGUUCCCGGCGCUCUGCGGUCGCGGCAGGCUCAUCGUCUGAAGGCGAGAACGGCACAAAGGACAGCUCCGCCAUGGCUGCCGUCAUGGACUUCCUCGGGGGCGAUAGUGACAGCGACUAGGCCGCUAUUGUCGCCUUGUGUAACAUGUAACAGAUGCCACUAAGUGUCUGGUGCACUCGAAACAGAGAGUUUGAAGGUGCCCUGAG
Messenger RNA from Vanrija pseudolonga, 1139 nucleotides. RefSeq names its product HIRA-interacting protein 3 (gene HIRIP3). NCBI's taxonomy places the organism in Eukaryota, Fungi, Basidiomycota, Tremellomycetes, Trichosporonales, Trichosporonaceae. Gene Ontology annotation, cellular component: nucleus. The transcript has 7 exons. The coding region runs from base 1 to 1053 and encodes 350 amino acids. The record is from RefSeq and is a predicted model, not a curated record.